UGGCGGCGGAGGUGGUGGUGCUGGUGCAUCAGCAACAGCAGUAAAAGUAGUAGUAGUAGUUGUAGUAGUAGUAGUAGAAACAGCAGUAACAACAGUAACAGCAUUGGUCCUAAGAAAACCCAGUACACGACAAAUUUUCCUGAUGCAAGAAAUGAUCGAUGAUUACCACCAGUUGAAGAAGAAGACGACGACGAGGACGACCACGACGACAUCGAUAAUAAUAAUUAUGAUAACGACGAUGAUGAUAAUGAUGAUGAUGGUGAUGAUGAUGAUGAUGAUGAUGACAGUAACAGUAACAACUACGACGGAAUAAGACAAAUCUUACCUAGGAUAAAUAUAUAUAUGUAUAUAUGUCACACAUACAUAUAUAUAUUUUUUGUCUUUCGAAAAAAGAAACGAUAUAAAUCUCAAUUGAAAUUAUUCAACAUUUCGAGCUUGAUAAUAUAACAGUUGUGUGUUAACGAAGUAUCACAAUGAACGCCAGAACGCAAUUAUUUGAAUUAACCAUGGAGGGUCGUCAAGUGGACGAAGCUGUAGCAAGUAUAUUUCACAGCGUUCUAUUUCAUAGAAGCCUUGGAAAAUUUAAGUACAAAGAAGAAGGCAGCUAUUCCGUCGGCACUGUCGGAUAUCAAGAUGUUGAUUGUGAUUUCAUCGAUUUCACAUACGUAUGCUGUUCUUCGGUACAUCUUGACCAAACUAUAAAAAAAGAAAUAUCUGGUUUCUCUGAAGCUUUACGUUCUACGGAUAGUCCCGGUUCUGGUCAAAUAUCAUUGGAAUUUUUUCAAAGAAAGAAGAACCGUUGGCCCUUCCAUACUGAGUGUAUACCGUGGGAAGUAUGGACGGUCAGGUUACAGCUAAUUAAAUUAGCCACCGAGCACGAACGUCAAAUAUGUAGAGAGAAAGUUGGUGAUUUAUUGACGGAAAAAAUUCUUUAUAUAACUGAGGUCAUGAACAGGCACGACUAUUUACCAAAAAUGCCAAAUCAAGCUGAAUUAGAUUUGAUUUUUGAUACUUCUUAUCCGGACGUUCAGCCUUACUUAUUUAAAUUGUCUUUUACAACUUCUAGCCCAUCGAGUUCUACCAUGGGUAAUACAAUGAAGAAGUUGAUAAAGGAGACAUUGUCCAUUUAGUUAUAAUAUCAAUUUUCAAUUAGAUUAAUUAAAUAAAUGACUAAUCUUUUAAGUAAAAACAAUGAGUAAUGUAUAAGAAAAUAUACAUAAAUUUAGUGAAGUUUCAUUUACAAUGAUCACGUAUAUUAAAUUCAUUCUA
Molecule: messenger RNA, 1269 nt
Organism: Polistes dominula (European paper wasp)
Lineage: Eukaryota; Metazoa; Arthropoda; Insecta; Hymenoptera; Vespidae
Gene: Atg101
Product: autophagy-related protein 101
Biological process (GO): autophagosome assembly; autophagy
Cellular component (GO): Atg1/ULK1 kinase complex; phagophore assembly site
Molecular function (GO): protein kinase binding
Source: RefSeq, a predicted model, not a curated record